Molecule: messenger RNA, 1860 nt
Organism: Rotaria socialis
Lineage: Eukaryota; Metazoa; Rotifera; Eurotatoria; Philodinida; Philodinidae
Source: the annotation of a GenBank genome assembly
AUGUUAUUUGGUUCGACAACUGAAUGCAGUAUUCGUAUAGGUGGUAAACAAUUUACAUCAAAAUUUUAUAAAAUGAUAACAUGUCGUUUUGUUGAAAAUCUUGCAAAUAUAUAUCCCUAUCUAUUAAAAUAUUCUCAUGACAUAACCGCGCUUGAAAUAACAGAUUCGACUAUUAAAAAUUGGAAUAUAAAUCAACAUGCAAAAGUAUUUCGUAAAUUUGAAUUUUUAAUAUUUCAUCGAACAACGAUUAUUAGUAAAAGCGUAUGUCCAUUUGAUUCUCUAGCGUCGAAUUUGUUUUAUUUACAUUUUACACAUUUUUCACCGAGUUUAGAAAAGUUUUUUUCUAAUCAAUCAUGUUCAAUUAUGAAACGUUUACGUGUUCUUAUACUUGAUCAUGCUGAUUUAGGCAAUGAAAAUCUUUUAGCAGAUAAAUUUCCAAAUUUACAUAUCUUACGAUUAAAUUUUUCUUCCUUCGAUAAUCCAUUGAACUAUUCUUAUGUUCGUUCGUUUCCGUACUUACAAGAUUUUUUCUUAAAAGUUAAUGAUGAUUGCCAUCGAUGUGAAUAUGAAUGGCUAAAAUAUGCAGCACGAGAUGGGAAUUACGUGUUUUUUCGAAUUAGUCCCAAUUCAGGCUGUAUGGAUUGGAAUAGAGGCGGCAGUUUUCUUAAAUGGCAGCAUGCACCACUCUGCGGUAUCUGUUCAUUACCAUUAAUCAUUGAUAAAAUGCAAACAAAUGGCAUGUGUAAAAUUGAAGAUGGAAUAACAGAGCACUACUGUAAAGCUUAUUAUGGACGACAAAGUAUAUUUCAACCUUGGACAAAUAUAUUUGAAAAGAAAACUACACAAAACUUGCCAUUACCUCCGACGAUGAGGCCAAGAAAAGAAUUUAUGAAACCAAAAUAUACAAAAUCGAUUAUUAAACAACAUAAAAGAGACAUAACUAGUAGUGUACCAACGACUACUCGAUCAAUGAUCAUGAAUAAUGACUCAAACAUAAUUUCUCCGCCGCCUAUAACGAAUACAACAACAUCUCAAACAUCAACAAUAUCACUUUGGCAAUCUCGUAUUGUUGUAACACGUAAACCAACUGAUUUAUUCAAUCGAUCCUAUUGCAAUCCUAUCAAUACUAGUUUAUAUCAACCGAAAGUCCGCUCGAAUCUUCCACCAUUGACCGAACAAUUAUAUAAUCUUUCUCAACAAUAUGCACCGAAUUGCUCAAAUAUUCAAUGUAAUAUUAUUCAUUCCGAUUAUCUCGGUCCACUGUGUUUAAAAACAGGUAUAACAUAUGCGAAUAUGUGCGAAGUACUACUCGCAUUGUGCACGAAACAGCUUGAUCCUUACAAUCUACGAAUUGAUUAUUUCGGUUCGUGUGUAACAAAUUGUUCAUUAGUAUCACGUUGCUACUCGAAUAAUGAAAUAUGCAUCAUGACUCCUAAGCCUCAUUGCAUACUUCGCCAAAGAAACUGUACUGGUUUUUCGCCUGUAUGCGAUACAUAUGGUAAAACAUUUGUUAAUCGAUGUCAUUUAUCGGAUUCUCUAGUAUUUAAUCAGCCAAGACAAAUAGCGUAUCGUGGACCAUGCCGAUUAAAUCGACAGUGUACGAAAGAUUUAUGUCAGCCGAAUGAAAUAUGUGUACAAACAAUCGAUAAAUAUCAUCAUCCUGUUUGUAUGAAUUGUAAUUCAAAUAAACCGUUGAAAUUAUGUCCAUUUGAAUUAUUUUGUGGCAAUAAUAAAAGACAAUAUAUUAAUCGUUGUCAAUUACAUUAUGAACGUUGUCAAACGAAAACAUAUAUUCAAAUUGAAUACUAUGGUCUUUGCCGUACUCAAGAGCUCGAUGAUGAAUAUGACAAUGGAAAUUAA